AUGGAGGCGGCCGCGGACAAAGCCGCAGAGAGAGACGAAGUGGACGUGGCAGAGGUCUUGCAAGCCCACCGCAAGGAGAUGGCAACCUUGCUUCACGACUGGCUGUCCAAAUUGGAAUACACCUUGGUGAUGUCGAACUUGCCGUCAGGUGCCAGGUCCCCGAUCGCACGAGGAGUAUCCAAAGCCACGCGGUUUGGGGCCAAGCCGUCGAAAUCUUCGACCAAAGGACCUAGGUUUGAGGACGAGAACUUGACCGACCCUGAUCUGCAGUCUGCAGUGGACUCGGACCUAAGGGCUCCGACUCUCACUGAGCAAGACCAGUUCAAGGCAUCACCAGCCAGUGCAUCUGACUCCUCCGAGGAAGACAUAGUACAGGGACAUGGGAUUCGAGCACCCAGACGCCUGGAUAGCACGCUGAGCUACGAAGAAGCCAAAAUGACAGAUGUUGAGAUUGCGCGUGCGUGGCACAUCGGAGCAUCAGCAGGGCUCGCGAAGGCCAGCAGCAUCCCUCUGGGCUGGUGGCACCCAUUCCGGGAACGAGUGGAAUCCAUUAUGAAUUCCCAGUGGUCGACUGCUUUUUGGACGCUUGCCAUACUCACGAACUCAAUCUACCUUGGCAUUCAUCUUCAGUGGAGUUCAGACAACAGGGAGUUCAGAAAUGACUUAUAUUUUGAUGCAGUGCACACGGGAUACGCCGUCCUGUUCACAUUGGAGGUUUGCCUGCGUGUCAUCGCCGUUGGAUGCUGGUCAUAUGUAUUGGAGAAGGACUGGAAAUGGAACUGGCUGGACUUGUUUGUUGUGGUGUCUUCCUGGGUUGAGAUCGUAGCAGACAGGCUGACCUCUGAAGGCGCUGAGGACAUGCUAGGGGCAAACACGAACUUGCGCAUCAUCAGAGUGCUUCGCCUGGGUCGUCUUGUGCGGGUGGUGCGCAUAGUGCGAGUUGUGCGGCUCUUCCGCGCUUUGCGGACUUUAGUUGCUUCCCUCAUGGGAACCUUGAAGUCACUCUUCUGGUCUUUUCUGCUUUUGUUCCUGGUGAUAUACAUAUUUGCCAUCCUCUUUACAGAUGUGGCAUUGGACUAUGCCAUCGAGAACAACUCGUCGGAUGAGGACGUAAUGCAGGUUCACUUUGGCAACCUGUACAUCUCGAUGAACACGCUCUUCCGGGCCAUUUCAAACGGUAUCAGUUGGGCACAGGCCGCAGAUGCCUUUGCUCCGGCAGGUGAGUUCUGGGUCCAGUGCUUCCAGUUGUACGUGGCCUUCUGCCUGCUGGCAUUGCUGAAUGUCAUGACUGGUGUGUUCUGCAACAGCGCUAUCAAGGCCGCAGAGAGCGACCACGAUUUGGCGAUGCAGUCGCUAAUGCAAACGCGGAAGGAAAUGGCAGAUCAGGUCGAAAAACUCUUCCGUACCAUCGACGAGCGUGGCAGUGGACAGGUGACCAUCUCGGAGUUCGAGCGCAAUUUUGACAAAGAUGCUGUCAAGGCAUUCUUUGAAGUCCUCAAGAUCGGUGCCGUGGAUGCUUGGACCCUGUUCUCCAGCUUAGACAAGGAUGGGGAUCACACCGUCAAUGUCGACGAGUUCACAGAGCGCUGCCUCUGGCCUGAAUGCAGUUGA
Molecule: messenger RNA, 1611 nt
Organism: Symbiodinium sp. CCMP2592
Lineage: Eukaryota; Dinophyceae; Suessiales; Symbiodiniaceae
Source: the annotation of a GenBank genome assembly